Molecule: messenger RNA, 1518 nt
Organism: Blumeria graminis f. sp. triticale
Lineage: Eukaryota; Fungi; Ascomycota; Leotiomycetes; Helotiales; Erysiphaceae
Source: the annotation of a GenBank genome assembly
AUGAUCGAAAACGACAAGUACGGCAAUGGCCCUGAAUCCGACUCCGAUUCUGGCGCUGGCUCUGAUUGCCAUGAAGACAACACGGUUCAGCCAUUAAAAUCUUCCCUUAAAAGUGUAACAAUACAAGCACCGAUAGUAAAGACUAUUUUGCCACCACAGACAGAACCCAAGGAUCUCGACGUAAAGUCACUCACUCCUCUUACUCCUGAAAUCAUAGCAAGGCAAGCUACGAUUAAUAUCGGGACUAUUGGACACGUGGCACAUGGAAAAUCAACCGUAGUUAAAGCCAUAUCAGGAGUGCAGACUGUCCGAUUCAAGAAUGAAUUAGAGCGUAAUAUUACCAUUAAACUUGGCUAUGCUAAUGCAAAAAUAUUCAAGUGCGAUAACGAGGAAUGUCCAAGGCCAGGAUGCUUUAGAAGCUAUAAGAGUGACAAAGAAGUUGAUCCUCCUUGCGAGAGAGAUGGCUGCUCUGGUACAUACAGACUGCUCAGACAUGUCUCCUUUGUUGAUUGUCCUGGUCACGAUAUUCUUAUGAGUACUAUGUUAUCUGGUGCUGCAGUGAUGGAUGCUGCGCUACUUUUGAUCGCUGGAAACGAAACUUGUCCACAACCACAAACUUCUGAGCAUCUUGCAGCCAUCGAAAUUAUGAAACUUGAUAAAAUUAUUAUACUUCAAAAUAAAGUCGAUUUAAUGCGGGAAGAAGCGGCGAAGGAACAUUUCGGCUCUAUCAACAAGUUUAUUCGCGGGACUGUUGCAGGAGGAGCACCCAUAAUACCUAUUUCGGCCCAGCUGAAGUUUAAUAUUGAUGCUGUUAACGAAGCUAUCGUGAAUACUAUUCCUGUGCCACUUCGGGAUUUUUCGAUGGACCCUCAGAUGAUUGUCAUUAGGUCCUUUGAUGUUAAUAAACCGGGUGCAGAGAUUGAAGAGCUUAAGGGUGGUGUCGCAGGUGGCAGCAUUUUACAUGGUGUUAUCAAACUUGGUGAUGAGAUAGAAAUAAGGCCUGGAAUUGUAACGCGUGACGAAAAAGGAGCCAUAAAGUGUACGCCUAUCUUCAGUCGGAUCGUGACGCUAAAUUCAGAAAAUAAUGAGCUCAAAUAUGCUGUUCCUGGUGGCCUCAUUGGUGUAGGCACUCGCAUCGACCCUACUCUAUGCCGAGCCGAUCGCCUGGUCGGUUUUGUUCUUGGAUUAAAGGGUCGCCUCCCAGAUAUUUACAUUGAAAUCGAAGUCAACUACUAUCUCCUGCGUCGUCUCUUAGGGGUCAAGACUGCAGACGGUAAACAAGCCAAAGUGGCCAAGCUAGCAAAGAACGAGGUUCUCAUGGUUAACAUUGGGUCAACGGCAACAGGGGCAAAAGUAGUUGCAGUUAAACAGGACGCAGCUAAGCUAGUAUUGACUAGUCCUGCUUGUACAAAUGUCGGGGAAAAAGUUGCACUUAGUCGUCGUAUAGAAAAGCACUGGAGAUUAAUAGGCUGGGCUACGAUUGCCAAUGGGUCUACUAUUUCUCCAAGCAUUACAUAG